CCCACCCCCUGCUAUAAUUUGCCUUCCGAUUCAGAACCACGUUCAUUUCCCGUACCUUCCAGUGGUAUCUUCACCAACCGCGCGUUGCUUAGCAGGAAGCUGCCAUCGAUAGUUUUCUAUUGACAAAUCGCAUCAGGAAAAUAAGUGAAAGUCGAUGGUUGUCCAUUCUUUCUCAUCUUUCAUCCGACCCCCUCCCCUUCUCAUAGAUAGCUAGCAUCCUAGCAAAUCCCCGACGGUGACUGGAGAGUUAAAACGCUGAAAACGCGUAGCCUAAGCAACUACAAUUUUAUUUCUUUCGAAUUCAAUCGCUUUUUGUGUGAACAGUUUGACUAGCUACUCUCGUACAACAUCAGUCGCGUGCUUUCGUAAUUCCUCUCCUCAACUGAGAUUUCCUGGUUUAAAUCGAGUUUGUCUGGAUUUUUUCUACUUUUUUCCCCUCUGGCGUUGCCAACGCAACACAGAUAGCCUGUCUGAACGCUGUCGUUCUUCGAAAAAACCUCCUGUGGCACUGAGACUCAUCGGUCUACGAUUUCUCCCCUGUCUACAUAGUCUCCAUCCAAUACCAACAACAUGUUGGACCCAUCUUCCAGUGAGGAGGAAGCGGAUGAGAUAGUGGAAGAAGAACGCAAAGAGGUGAUGGCACCAAAGACCGGGGGCGCACGGGUGUCACCCAGCCGGACCACAGAGAGUUCUGGUGGGCUCCAGCCCUCGAGCCGGGGAAGCAGCGCUUGUCCAUCCAGCCCCAGCCCCUCGGUGGCCAGCGAGAAGGAGAAAGAGGAUCUGGAAAAGAUGCAGAGGGAGGAGGAAGAGCGAAAGAAGAGGCUCCAGCUCUAUGUCUUUGUGAUGCGCUGCAUUGCCUACCCUUUUAAUGCCAAGCAACCCACCGACAUGGCCAGACGACAACAGAAGAUCAGUAAGCAGCAGCUACAGACAGUGAAGGAGCGUUUCCAGGCCUUCCUCAGUGGUGACACCCAGAUAGUGGCAGACGAGGCCUUCAUCAAUGCAGUCCAGAGCUACUAUGAUAUAUUCCUGAAGAGUGACCGUGUGUCCCGGAUGGUCCAGAGUGGAGGCUGCUCGGCCAGUGACUCACGGGAGGUUUUCAAGAAGCACAUUGAGAAGCGUGUCCGUAGCCUGCCGGAGAUCGACGGCCUAAGUAAGGAGACAGUGCUCAGCUCCUGGAUGGCCAAGUUUGACACCAUCUACCGCGGAGAGGAGGACCCCAGGAAGCACCAGCAGCGGAUGACGGCCAGUGCAGCCUCAGAGCUCAUCCUCAGUAAGGACCAGCUCUACGAGAUGUUCCAGUCCAUCCUGGGCAUCAAGAAGUUUGAGCACCAGCUCCUCUACAACGCCUGCCAGCUUGAUAACCCAGACGAGCAGGCUGCACAGAUCAGGAGAGAGCUGGACGGACGACUGCAGAUGGCUGAUCAGAUCGCCAGGGGUGGCAAGUUUCCCAAGUUUGUUUCCAAAGAGAUGGAGGCCAUGUUCAUAGAGGAGCUGAGAUCUUCAGUGAACCUGCUGAUGGCUAACCUGGAGAGCAUGCCCGUGUCCAAGGGAGGAGAGUUCAAACUGCAGAAGCUCAAACGCGGACAUAACACCUCCAUCAUAGACAUGGGCCAGGAGGAUGAGAACACGCUGUCCAAGUCUGAUGUGGUGCUCUCCUUCACUCUGGAGGUGGUGAUAGUGGAGGUUCAGGGGUUAAAGUCAUUGGCGCCCAAUCGGAUCGUCUACUGCACCAUGGAGGUGGAGGGGGGGCAUAAGCUCCAGACUGACCAGGCCGAGGCCUCCAAACCAACCUGGGGGACCCAGGGGGACUUCACCACCACACACCCUCUACCUGCUGUCAAGGUGAAGUUGUUCACUGAGAGCACAGGAGUCCUGGCCCUGGAAGACAAAGAGCUGGGCAGGGUGGUGCUCCAUCCGACCCCGAACAGCCCCAAACAGUCCGAACUACACAAGAUGUCCGUGUCCAAAGGCUGCCCUGACAGUGACCUGAAGAUCAAACUGGCCAUCCGCAUGGACAAGCCACAAAACAUGAAGCACUGUGGGUACCUAUGGGCUAUUGGUAAAAAUGUGUGGAAGAGAUGGAAGAAGAGAUUCUUUGUUUUGGUGCAGGUGAGCCAGUACACCUUUGCCAUGUGCAGCUACAGAGAGAAGAAGGCAGAGCCUGUGGAGCUGCUCCAACUGGACGGCUACACUGUAGACUACACCGACCCUCAGCCAGGUCUUGACGGUGGGAGGACCUUCUUCAACGCGGUAAAGGAAGGCGACACUGUGAUCUUUGCCAGUGAUGACGAGCAGGACCGCAUCCUGUGGGUCCAGGCCAUGUACCGGGCCACGGGCCAAUCCCACAAACCCAUCCCCCCCACCCAGGUCCAGAAACUCAACAACAGAGCGGGCUCCGCACCCCAGCUAGACGCACCCAUCUCCCAGUUCUACGCGGACCGGGCGCAAAAACAUGGCAUGGAUGAGUUCAUCUCAGCCAACCCCUGCAGCUUUGACCACUCCUCCCUAUUUGAGAUGGUGCAGCGCCUCACCCUGGACCACAGACUCAAUGACUCCUACUCCUGUUUGGGUUGGUUCAGUCCAGGCCAGGUGUUUGUCAUGGAUGAGUACUGUGCUCGUAAUGGUGUGCGGGGGUGUCACAGACACCUGUGUUACCUGGGUGACCUGCUGGAGAGGGCAGAGAACGGGGCUAUGAUCGACCCCACCCUGCUGCACUACAGCUUUGCCUUCUGUGCCUCACACGUCCACGGCAACAGGCCUGACGGGAUAGGAACAGUCACUGUGGAGGAGAAGGAGCGCUUUGAGGAUAUCAAAGAGAGGCUGCGUGUUCUGCUGGAGAACCAGAUCACACACUUCAGGUACUGUUUUCCAUUUGGUCGACCGGAGGGGGCCCUGAAAGCCACUUUGUCCCUGCUUGAGAGGGUGCUGAUGAAGGAUAUUGUGACCCCUGUGCCCCAGGAGGAGGUGAAGACAGUCAUCCGUAAAUGUCUGGAGCAGGCAGCCUUGAUCAACUACCAGCGCCUCUCAGAAUACGCCAAAGUAGAAGGGAAAAAGAGAGAAAUGUAUGAGCAUCCUGUCUUCUGCUUGGCGUCUCAAGUGAUGGAUUUAACCAUUCAGAAUGUAGGGCGCUUAGUCACCCCUGCCAAAAAGCUGGAGGACACCAUCCGUCUGGCCGAGCUGGUCAUCGAGGUCCUCCAACAGAACGAGGAGCACCAUGCAGAGGCUACAGUCACAAGUACUGGAAAUCAGUCGGGCAAAGAGGCGUUUGCGUGGUGGUCAGACCUGAUGGUGGAGCACGCGGAGACCUUCCUGUCUCUGUAUGCGGUGGACAUGGACGCUGCUCUGGAGGUGCAGCCCCCUGACAGCUGGGACAGCUUCCCUCUCUUCCAACUCCUCAACGACUUCCUGAGGACCGACUAUAACCUGUGCAACGGACAGUUCCACAGACACCUGCAGGACCUGUACGCCCCCCUGGUGGUACGAUAUGUGGACCUCAUGGAGUCAUCUAUCGCCCAGUCCAUCCACAGGGGCUUCGAGAGAGAGUCCUGGGAGCCUGUCAAGAGCCUAACAAGUAAUCUUCCUGAUUUGAAUCUACCAAAUGUCAACCUCCAAAUGCCCAAAGUACCAAAUCUACCACCAGUUAGCCUCCUAACAAUGUCUAGCUUUUCUACACCCAACUGGAUGGCAGCUACAUGUGACUCAGAUAAUGGCUCGGGGACGUCCGAGGACCUAUUCUGGAAGCUGGAUGCACUGCAGACCUUCAUCAGAGACCUGCACUGGCCUGAGGAGGAGUUUGGCAAACACCUGGAGAGCAGGCUCAAACUCAUGUCCAGCGACAUGAUCGAGUCCUGCGUCAAACGAACGAGGGUGGCCUUUGAGUCCAAGCUCCAGAAGAGCAGUCGGACCACAGACCUCCGCGUGCCUCAGUCCAUCUGCACCAUGUUCAACGUGAUGGUGGAUGCCAAGGCCCAGUCAGCCAAGCUGUGUGCCAUGGAGCUGGGACAGGAGAGACAGUACCAUUCCCAAAUCGACGCUCUCAUAGAGGAGACUGUGAAGGAGAUGAUCACCUUACUGGUAGCAAAGUUCGUGGUCAUUCUAGAGAGUGUCCUAGCCAAACUGUCCAGAUACGAUGAGGGCACACUCUUCUCCUCCUUCCUCUCUUUCACAGUGAAAGCUGCAUCAAAGUAUGUGGAUGUACCUAAGCCUGGGAUGGACAUUGCAGAUGGUUACGUGACCUUUGUCCGCCAUUCUCAGGACAUGCUGCGGGAUAAGGUCAAUGAGGAGGUGUACAUAGAAAGGUUAUUUGCCCAAUGGUACACCAGCACCAUGAACCUCCUGGGUACGUGGCUGACUGACCGAAUGGACCUACAGCUCCAUGUCUACCAACUCAAGAUCCUCAUCAGAGUAGUCAAGAAAAAGUACCGUGACUUCCGGCUGCAGGGCGUCCUGGACUCCACACUAAACAGUAAGAUGUACGACACGGUGCGGAACAGACUGACCCUGGAGGAGGCCACGGCGUCGGUGAGGGAAGGAGGGAUGACGGGCAUAUCCAUGAAGGACAGUGAUGAAGACGACGAUGCUGACUAGAUCAACAUCACCGGAUGGAGCCUGUGAAUCAAUGCAUGUACGAACUGUGUUAACCACUGGACCAAUCUUAUAGGUUUAUUAUUUUUCUCUGUCAGAUAGAAAUACCCAGGAAGGAACAACAAUAUUAAAAAGUAAUAACUGAAUACAUAAAUUAUAAUUAUAUUAGUAAUUAUAAUUAUAAAAUAUAUAUAUUUAUGUGUUGAACUGAAAAGUGUAGGUGUUUUACGAAAAAAGUUAGCAUUCGCCUAUAUUCACUCCUGAAUGUUCCUAAGCAAUAUGGAGAACCAUGUGUAUGCGAUGUUGAGUACCAUGAUUAGGGAUAAUGCUUGGUGUGUACCUGUUGAAUGCAAACCUGUUGAGGCGCUUUGUUAACGUACUGUGAAUACAGUAAUGGUACAUUAUUGUGAGGAGGAGAGUAAGACCUCCUAUUGUUCUCAUUCAUCUCAGAGCAAAUAUCUACUGCCUAAAGGGAACCAAACUACAGACAGCCAGACAACCUGUUUGUAUCUAGGUUACAAUACAUUAUAAAAAGUAGCUAUCCAUUCUCUCUCCUCUCAUAACAACAUCAAUGUAGAAUUUACUUUGUUGACUCAAUUAAAUACUCCAACAUUUUCCCUCACUGGCAAAACAUUUCGCCACCUUUUUAAAUAAUGAGUUGUUGUUUUAGAAAUGCAAUAUUUUAAUUGUUUCAUUGUUAAGUCUUGUUGACGUAUUUAUUGAUUGUUUUUUUGUUUUUUAAAACAUUUUAGAUUUUUUUCAAAUAUGUUAUAUUUUAGUUAUAAUAGUACUUAGCACACAAAUAUAUAAUCACAAAGGGAAAAGAGACUUUAUUCUGUGUCCCCUAUACUUCAGCCAUUCCAGGAGAUGAUGUGUUUCCACACUUUUAUAUCUUUAUUGUGAGAGAUGAUAUCUGCCAGUUUUUUCUCUGCCGCUGAUGUUGUUUUGUAUAUACACACACUGUACAUUGCCGUGUGUGCAGUUACUGCAUGUCCCAGGUAUCCUCUUUUCUCCAAAAGCGUGUUUGUUCUCUGUGUAAAGUUACUGGUGGAGUAAUUUUGCUUCUUCCUUAUGGGAGCCUAUAGAACUGGGGCCCACAAAGUGAAAAUAAAAGUAUCUGUACAAACAUA
Messenger RNA from Coregonus clupeaformis (lake whitefish), 5717 nucleotides. Its product is annotated as calcium-dependent secretion activator 1. The coding region runs from base 571 to 4590 and encodes 1339 amino acids. Gene Ontology annotation, cellular component: glutamatergic synapse. The transcript has 31 exons. Lineage: Eukaryota; Metazoa; Chordata; Actinopteri; Salmoniformes; Salmonidae. The record is from RefSeq and is a predicted model, not a curated record. Gene Ontology annotation, biological process: synaptic vesicle exocytosis; dense core granule exocytosis; positive regulation of exocytosis.